AAAACACUGCUUCGUUCUAGAAAUCGAUCUUUUGAUCGCGAGUCGAAUAGGAUGGCUUUCUUCAAACGCUGGCUGGCUGUCAUCUGUGUAUUCUCUUUUGCCAUCUCGCUAACUCUUUGCAGAAAGUGUCCAUGUAAAGAAGAGUCGUUAUGCGAGCCUAUAACUAGGCCACCGGGCAAAGAGUGCCUAGUAUGGACGACGACUCCUAAUGUAUGGCGGAAGACGGAUUUCAAUGCUCCCGGAUACAACUGGAGUAAAAUAACAACUAUUGGGAUGUUCAGAGAGUGGGAUGACGAGCUAUUCUGUACAGCUCACUCAAAGGGUGUUAGAGUUGUGCUUGUCUCUGGUUUUCCUGUGGAAAAGCUGAGCAAUAGCCAGGUCAGAAAGGACUGGAUUAAAAACAAGACAACGGAAGCCAAGGAAAACUUUGCUGAUGGUAUUAACAUUGACAUUGAAGGACCUAUUGAAAAGGGUUCCAAGGAAGUAACACUGUUAACCAAACUGGUGAACAAUGUUGCCAAGGCAUUUCGCAAGGAAUUUAAACACACUCAAAUCUCUUUUGAUGCUGCCUGGUCACCAGAUUGUAUUGAUGGCCGCUGUUAUGACCUGAAGGCCAUUGUCGACAUUGUUGACUUUAUGGUCAUUAUGGCCUAUGACCAGCAAAGCCAAAUAAAAGAAGGACCAUGUAUUGCUAAAGCAAACUCCCCUUACUCCCAAACACUAGAAGGUGUCCAACAGUACCUCAAACUCAACAUUUCCAGCAACAAGCUGGUACUUGGACUACCCUGGUAUGGCUAUGACUACCCCUGUGAAGAAAUCGAUGAAAAGAAUGACAUCUGCUUCAUCAAGAAAGUGCCAUUCCGAGGGGUCAACUGCAGCGAUGCCGCAGGAACACAAAUUCCUUAUGCAACAGUUAACGACCUGCUAAUGACUCGCACUGAUACUGGGCGCAAGUGGAGUCUCAAGUCACUUUCACCAUAUUUCUGGUAUUCUGACCAUGUUGGUAACCCACAUCAAGUUUGGUAUGACGACCCUUCAAGCUUGACCUUUAAGUACCGCAUUGCUAACAUGCUUGAUCUUAAGGGGGUUGCCAUAUGGAAUGCUGACCUUCUGGACUAUAGUGGACUCAUGAGGGCUAACGUACAGACCCAGGAUAUGUGGAACAAGCUUCACCAAGCCAUGCCUAAAUCGGGUACCUUUGGUUGUGUUGGACAGUGCUAAGACUGGCUAAACAGUGUAAAAUUUCAAACACUCCAACACCUGGCAGUUGCUUUUCCUUAUAAUCAUCUAAAAUGCAUACCUUUUAGGGAUAAUAAUAAGAGGUAUGAUUAGUUCCCGGUAACUUUGUCCAUAGGGAUGGAUUUUUUGAAGGCACUAUAAGUUCCUCCAGUUUUCCCAUUCACGAAGCCCAAUCAUCCCACCACACAUUACCAAGUCGCAUUUCCAUCCACUAACUCAAGUAACCUAGAAAUUGAAUCAAAUAUCAUAAUAACAAAUCUGACUUCAUUCAUGGAUGUUUUUUGCAAAGUUUUCUUGAAAAUAAAUAGUAUUUUUAUUUGUAAAAAAUAACAAAGGAUAGCAAAAAUAAGCUUUUGUUCCGCUCUCAAGUCACAAAAGAAGACAUUCUUCACAUUCUACAUGGUGGCAGAGGGCUGCUGAGGACAACAAAUAAAGAUGCUCAUGUUCUGGUUCCUCAGAAUGACAGCACAUCAUGGUAGAUCAAGAAUUCUAAGAUACAAAUCGGCAGCAACAGUAUAGAAAUCACACAAGUGCAUGCAUUAGCACCCCACUAAAAAGUGAAGAGACUGCAAUAGACAAAUAACAUUAAUUUUCAUAACAUACUUUUUAUUAUAAAUGUAAAUUACCACUCCAUCAAUAUAUACAGAAAUAAAAUUGUGUACAUUAAAACUACAAAA
Nematostella vectensis (starlet sea anemone) is the source of this 1916-nucleotide messenger RNA. Its product is annotated as di-N-acetylchitobiase. Gene Ontology annotation, biological process: chitin catabolic process; carbohydrate metabolic process. Bases 52 to 1221 code for a protein of 389 amino acids. The record is from RefSeq and is a predicted model, not a curated record. Gene Ontology annotation, molecular function: chitinase activity; chitin binding. Gene Ontology annotation, cellular component: extracellular region. The transcript has 4 exons. NCBI's taxonomy places the organism in Eukaryota, Metazoa, Cnidaria, Anthozoa, Actiniaria, Edwardsiidae.